AGGGGAAGCGAUAAUCGCCUGGUACUUCCGCUGCGAAUCAAGGAUCACGAUCACGUUCUACGAGUAGUUUCAAAACUGGAACAACUUCCUCCCAUCGUUGAUUUUGUUUUCCUUUAUAUUUACGAGCAAUGUCUCUGUUCGGUGAAUAUCCAUGUAUCAAUCAAACAAUUGCUCCAAGUUACAUUUCGUUUACUUCAGCGGCAAUAUCAGUUCCGAUGUGCUUGUUUACCAUCGCUGGCAACCUUCUCGUGGUAUUGGCAAUUUUCAUGGACCCCAACAAAGAUCUAAAAUCGCCGUUUAAUUACUUUGUGGCGAACCUAGCCAUCAGCGACCUUGUGGUGGGAUUUGUCGUCGACCCGUUAUCCUUUGCAUAUCAUCUGAGCGAAGGAGUUUCAAGGAAAUAUCCAGCCCCAUUGGCUUACAUCCACAUGCCAUACUUCAUCUCGUGUACGGCGUCUGUUCUCAGUUUAGCGGCUUUGACUGUGGAUCGACUCUUGGCGAUAACGUCUCCGUUGACUUACCGAACAAAGCUGAACCCUAAGCGAGCAGGCUUUGUGGCGGCUGGUAUAUGGGCCUUUUCACUAAGCUUCCCGUUUAUUUACUUUGUGACGGGCUACCUGACUUACGCAUUUGUCUUCGCUCACACUGUCAUAAUUUUCACUUUCCUGGUCAUGUUGACAACGUAUUACAAGAUUUUUCGCGUAUUGAAAAAUCAAGUGAAACAGUGGGACUCGAUGGAUCACACGAACGUGGACAAUCAGGCCAAGAGACAGGCGGCAAGAUGGGAACAGAAAGUGACAAAGACUUUUAUCAUUAUUUUGGCCCUCUUCUUAGCAUGUUAUCUACCUUCCUGUAUUUCCAUCUACAUCACGAAUCUCUGCAGUGCCUGCAGUUGUACGUUUAUUCACUGGGUCAGAGAUUUUCAUUUCCUUUUGAUACUUGCCAACUCAGGGGUGAACCCCAUUAUUUACGCCUGGCGAUUUGACAAUUUCAGAAAAGCGUUUCAAAAGCUUCUGUCCUGUAAAAAUUGUUCAUGUCAUCGUCAAGGAAGAGCUGUAGAAUUAAACACCCUCCCGGAGAGUACGACGAGUGACACUACCGCGGUAUUUGAUUUCGAAGCAGAGGCAUACUACUUUCAGUCUGGGCAGUUGUGGGCCAAAUUGGCACUAGGCGAAGCAUUUUACUCACGAGUCAUGUCUCUGUUUGGUGAAUAUCCGUGCACAAAUCAAUCAGUUGCUCCAAGCUACAUCGCGUUCACAACGGCCGCGGUAACUGUUCCCUUGUGCCUGUUUACGGUCCCUGGAAAUUUACUCGUCGUGUUAGCAAUCUUCGUCGAUCCAAACAAAGAUCUAAAAUCGCCUUUCAACUACUUUGUGGCCAGCCUUGCCAUUAGCGAUCUUUUGAUGGGAUUCUUCGUCGACCCGACUUCGGUAGUGUAUCAUGUAAUGGAAGGAACUGCUAGAAAAAGACCACCAGCAUCCUACCUUCACGUGCCGUUAUUCAUUUCGUGUACAGCUUCUGUUCUCAGUUUGGCAGCUUUAACACUGGAUCGAUAUUUGGCGAUAACGUCUCCGCUAACCUACAGAACACAAUUGAAUCCUAAGCGAGCGGGUUUUGUGGCGGCUGGCAUCUGGGUAUUCUCAUUAAGUUUCCCUUUCAUAUACCUUGUUACAGGCUACCUUACAUAUUCAUUUGUCUUUCUCCACACAGUCGUAAUUGGCACUCUCUUAGUCAUCCUUCUUACGUAUCUGAGAAUAUUUCGUGUGAUCAGAGAUCAAGUGAAACAAUGGGAUUCUUUGGAUCAGACAAACGUGGACAACCAGGCAAAGAGACAGGCGGCAAGAUGGGAACAGAAAGUGACCAAGACCUUUAUUAUUAUACUGACUCUCUUCUUAGCAUGCUAUCUUCCUGCCUGUAUCUGCAUUUACAUUGUUAACUUAUGCAAAGCGUGCAGUUGCACUCUUAUACACUGGGCAAGAGAUAUUCCUGCUCUUUUGAUCACGGCUAAUUCAGGAGUGAACCCUUUUGUGUAUGCCUGGCGGUUUGAAAAUUUCAGGAAAGCGUUCGCAAAACUUUUGAGGAACAGAAAGUGCUGUAGAAAACAAAGACAAAGAACUUUAACAUUUGAAAACAUAGCCAUGCAGGGAACAGAAAGUAACUAAGGCUGCUACCACAAUAUUGGCUCUAUUUUUUCUGUAUCUCCAGUUAUACCUCUAUUCACUUCAGUGGGUCAGAGAUUUUAAUUUUAUUCUGAUCCUCGCCAUUUCAGGAGCGAAUCUGUUUGUUCGUGCUCAAGUUCCGCAAGGCGUUUUUAAAAUUAUGAGACGUACAGAAAGUGUUAUGGUUAUUUGAGGGAAAGAACAUUAGAAUUUGACACCCUUAAAGGGAAUACUUCAAGUUAUUUAGAGUAGCAAAGUGUAAACCUGCCUAAAAAUACGGCGAAGUUUGAAGAUACAAUUUUUUUUAUCAAGAACGUCUUCUUCUUUGGCUAGGGAAUCCCGAGCCUUAAAACUCAUCAAGACCUCAAGUUAACAAAGUGGCGAACGAAUACAAUUUGUAUAUAUUUUAAAAUUGUUGACUGUCAAUACACAAUAAUUCCUUGAACAGGGAUUAAGACUUUCAACAAUUUGUGUUGGUAAAAAGUGUUGACAAACCUAUCACGACGCCGACCCUGGAGAUUUUGUUGGACUUGGGCACCUAGCAUAGUUUAGACUGAAGGAGUACUCCUAUUAAGGCUUUCCUCCCCUAAAUGAGAUGAGGGGAAGGUCUUUG
Pocillopora verrucosa is the source of this 2772-nucleotide messenger RNA. Its product is annotated as adenosine receptor A1. Gene Ontology annotation, biological process: G protein-coupled receptor signaling pathway. Gene Ontology annotation, molecular function: G protein-coupled receptor activity. NCBI's taxonomy places the organism in Eukaryota, Metazoa, Cnidaria, Anthozoa, Scleractinia, Pocilloporidae. Gene Ontology annotation, cellular component: plasma membrane. The record is from RefSeq and is a predicted model, not a curated record.